Messenger RNA from Leopardus geoffroyi (Geoffroy's cat), 3324 nucleotides. RefSeq names its product centrosomal protein 68 (gene CEP68). The transcript is spliced from 7 exons. The record is from RefSeq and is a predicted model, not a curated record. Bases 197 to 2503 code for a protein of 768 amino acids. NCBI's taxonomy places the organism in Eukaryota, Metazoa, Chordata, Mammalia, Carnivora, Felidae.
CGAAGGGCGUGGCCGGGGCUCGGUCCCGCCCCGGGCGUAGCGGGCUCGGGCGUGAGGGCCUCGCUCUCCACCUGGGACCCCCGCGUCGGGGCCGCAGCGUCGCGUUGCUGGCGCCGCAGGCCCGGUCAGGGAGUCCGAAGCGCUUGAGGCAAGAGAGCUGAAGGCCUCAGGGGAACACUGACCUAGUGACAUCUCAAUGGCUUUGGGAGAAGAAAAGGCGGAGGUGGAGGCCCCCGCAGACACCAAGGCCCUGUCCUAUGGGCAGUGGAGCUGCAGGGAGCAGGAAGUGGACACCCCAGGGCUCACGAGCGGGGAGCAGGAGCAGCCACCACACCUGGAAGCUGAGGGCGGGCUUGCAUCCCCGGUGUGGGGAACAGAGGGGCUACCUGCCCCUGCCUGCUGUGACAGGGCUGGCCCCAGCCCCUCUGGAGCCUACCAGCCACAGGCCAACAACACCAGAAGGGAGCCAGUAGCUGGUAGAUCUAAGCCUGCUCUUGGUUGCCUGCUUCCUUCUGCUGGCCCCGGGACUGGAGACCUUUUGCACUCUGUGGAAAGCCAGAUGGAGGAGACCAGGCUUUCUGCCUCAGAGGAGCUACCUCAGACUCUUACUGUUCCCAGAGCCACAGGUCUCUGCUCAGGACAUGAUGCUGAUACCGAAGAUGACCCGUCCCCAGUUGAGUCGCCACGGGCGCUGGACCUCAGCCAGCAGCCUCACAGCUCAGGUUUCCCUUUCCCGACAAGAUGGAGGUCUGUGGUGAGCCAAGGGACGGCUGUUCCUCAGUUCUCCAGCCGCAGCGUCUCUGCCUCCUCCCCGGGCAGCAGUCUCCAGGGUCACCAGGAGAAGGCGGAACCUCAGAGUUGCUCCAUUGCCAAGGUCUCAUCCUCCCUGGAGCUGGCCAUGCCCCACUCAGCCCCCUCUGUGGGGUCAGGGCCACGGCUCCAGUGGUCACCACAGCCUGCGUCCUCUGGGGUUGAUGCUCCUGGGCUGGGCAGGAGGCGCCUCUCCUUCCAGGCCGAGUACUGGGCCUGUGUGCUUCCAGACUCCUUACCUCCUUCCCCCGACCGCCACUCCCCACUCUGGAACCCGAACAAAGAGUACGAAGACCUGCUGGACUAUACUUACCCACUCAGGCCCAAGCCUCACCUCCCAAAGCACCUUGACAGCCACGUGCUGGCUGACCCUGUGCUGCAGGACUCAGGUGUAGACCUGGAUAGCUUUUCUGUUUCCCCCGCGAGCACCCUGAAGUCACCCACUAAUGGCUCCCAGAAUUGCCCAUCAGCAGAGGCCUCUGCCCUGCCAUUCUCUAGGCCUGGAGAUCCAAGCCUUAGGCGGUGGUCCUCUGGCAUACCCCAGAAGCAGGGCAGUGUGGGGUUGGCGUCUUGUAACCAGCUCACAUCUACCCCCAGAGCCCCGGGUGGUAGGGAUGCUCCUUGGGAGAGCAGAGAGCCAGCCCCGAGGGGUGUGAAGGACUGGCUUGGGUACAUGGGCAAGCACCCUGAGGCGGGCUCUCCCCAGUGGAGGACAUGGGAGAGAGGGUGGCCCUUGCCCAGGACAGAGAGAGAGAAGGGAGCCAGCCAGGGUGUCUGGCACCCUGCCUGCACAGAAUCUGGAUGGAAACCAGAAGAGGAGGUGGAAAGUGAUGACGAGUAUCUCGCCCUGCCCGCUCGGCUGACGCAGGUUUCUAGUUUGGUUUCACAUCUAGGUUCCAUCCCCACCUUGGUAACCCUGCCCACGGGGGCUGCCGAAGGGCAGACCUCCCUCGACGUGUCAGACAGCGAUGGGCCAGCUUCCCUCCCGUCGGACUCUAGCCAAAGCCAGCUUCCUUCUGAGGCUGCCCUCAGAGGGUCCAGGGGCCCUGAGGGCCAGAACCACCGUUUGCUCUGCUCCUUCAUCCAUGCAAGGGGCUCUGCAGGGGAAGGCGGUCUGGGGAACAGCCAGGCCCUGGGAGUCUCCUCUGGACCCCUGAGAGCACACUCUUCUUUGCCAGCUGUGUGGGAUCGGCAUGCGUUCUUAGACCUAGAUGCUGCAGGGCAGCCUCCUGGGAAAGGAGAGCCCGGAAAAGAAUCACUCGUGCAGUGUGUGAAGACAUUCUGCUGUCAGCUGGAAGAGCUGAUCCGCUGGCUGUAUAACAUAGCAGAUGUCACCGACCACCUGAUUCCAUCCAAGUCCAAUCUUACAGGUCUCAAGUCUUCUCUGCAGCUUUACCGGCAAUUUAAGAAAGAUAUAGAUGAACACCAGUCCCUGACUGAGAGUGUCUUACAGAAAGGGGAGAUUCUUCUUCAGUGCCUGUUGGAUAACACCCCAGUGUUAAAGGAUGUCCUCGGGAGGAUCUCGAAGCAGCCCAGUGAGCUGGAGAGCCAUGCAGAUCGCCUGUAUGAUGCCAUCUUAGCUUCCCUGGACAUGCUGGCUGGCUGCACCCUCAUCCCUGACAACACGCCAGUGGCACACAGGAGCACCGACGUGAAGGGGAUUAGUCUGGCAUCUUCUAAAGCAGAGAUGUAAUCUGUCGGCUAAAACCUGGCUGGUGGGAAGCUUUCAGGAAGCCCUUGUAAGAGCCAUUUAUAACACUGAAAUCACAGGGGGAACUUAACUCUAAUGUAACUAGUUUUAAAAUGCCUUUCUCUUCCCUGAAGUAAGGGCUAUUGAGUUCCUAUCUUUAUUUAAAAUGAAUCCUUCCAAACUAAGGUUUUCCUUUUGGUGCUUUUCAACAAAUGCAUGUGGCUUUGCAGUUUUUGAUAAAAUAAUGCUAAUAAGGCUUACAGGCCUAUCAUCCCCUUCAAUCCAGCUAAAAACAGCAGAGCUCCUAAAAUAGUCUACCUGCUAUAAAGGUCAUUUAAAGAAGGUUUGUUUGAGAGAGAAGGUACCAAAUACAUGGAAUUCUCAGGCAUACCAGAAGACCCAGGAGACUGAAAAAACUGAAUGGUUGGCCAGGAACUUGAGUCUUUUCAUAAACUUAAGCUUAGGUUUAUAAAUCCCCCUUGAAGAUUUUAGAAGAGACUUUAAGUCUCCAAAUCAAUAGUUCUCAAAUUAUUUUGGGUUGUUAGGACACCUUUUAAGUUAUCUUAGGGGCUUAGUAAUGCUCUGUCUGCCUGCCUAAGAUCUUAAAGGAAAACGUGUCAGACAUAGGGAACUGCUACUGAGCUUUGCAAAACUAUGGACCUGAUUAUCCACACCUAAAGGGCACCUCUAGGUGGACGCGUCUAUCCACGCAUUCCUACUCUGUCUUGGAAGAGCAGUCCAAGAUCAGGGAAGAAAAGGGCGUGCGGUCACUAGGGAAGGAAAAAAGGGAAAUGUUUGGUUGCAUGAUACAUAACUUAAUAGGG